CACGAAGCACAUUUUCUUUUGGUUGAGUCCGUCGGCCAUUUCGCAGCCCGAAAAUGGCUUUCGUGAAAGUAGUGAAGAAUAAGCAGUACUUCAAGCGGUUCCAAGUUAAAUUCAAGAGGCGCAGGCAAGGUAAAACCGAUUACUACGCGCGUAAACGACUCAUUGUUCAAUGCAAGAACAAAUACAACACCCCCAAGUACCGCUUGAUUGUCCGUCUGUCCAACAAAGACAUCACGUGUCAGGUGGCUUACUCCAGGAUCGAAGGUGAUAAAAUCGUGUGUGCCGCAUAUUCCCACGAAUUGCCGAAAUAUGGCGUUAAAGUGGGUCUUACUAAUUAUUCGGCCGCUUAUUGCACCGGUCUCUUGUUGGCACGUCGUCUCCUGAAACAGUUGGGAUUGGAUAACCUCUACCAAGGAACCACCGAUGUCACCGGUGAUGAAUACAACGUUGAAGCCGCCGAAGACGGCCCAGGAGCUUUCAGGUGUUACCUAGAUACUGGUCUAAACAGGACCUCGACUGGUGCCAGAGUUUUCGCCGCCAUGAAGGGAGCUGUAGAUGGAGGUUUGAACAUUCCCCACUCGACCAAGAGGUUCCCAGGUUACGAUGCUGAGUCAAAGAACUUCAACGCUGAAGUUCACAGAAACCACAUUUUUGGCAUCCAUGUUGCUGACUAUAUGAAGUCUUUGGAGGAGGAAGAUCCUGAGGCAUUCAAGAGGCAAUUCAGCCAGUACAUCAAGUUGGGAAUCAACGCUGACCAGAUUGAAGGUAUCUACAAGAAUGCCCAUGCAGCAAUCAGGGCUAACCCUGAACACGAGAAGAAGGAGGCCGCCCCAGUGGUCACCAAGAAGAGGUGGAACAGGAGGAAGCUCACUUUGGCUGAGCGUAAGGACCGCGUUGCCCAGAAGAAGAAGAGCUACUUGGCCAAACUUACUGAGCAAGAGCCUUAGAUUUAAGUUUGACAUUGUUGUUUUAUAAUAUAAGGCAUUAUUCUGUGUAAUAUACACAGUCAUGCAAUGAUAA
Molecule: messenger RNA, 1020 nt
Organism: Anthonomus grandis grandis
Lineage: Eukaryota; Metazoa; Arthropoda; Insecta; Coleoptera; Curculionidae
Gene: RpL5
Product: 60S ribosomal protein L5
Exons: 1
Coding region: 54-947 (297 amino acids)
Biological process (GO): ribosomal large subunit assembly; translation
Cellular component (GO): cytosolic large ribosomal subunit; ribosome
Molecular function (GO): structural constituent of ribosome; 5S rRNA binding
Source: RefSeq, a predicted model, not a curated record